CUGCUAUAGACUAGAUGUCUCCAGAACUAGCUAGGACUGACUUUGCCAUUAGUGAAUGAAGUGGCUUUGGUCAAGGAGCUUAUUUCUCUGUGUCUUCAUUUUCUGUAAUUAAAAAUGAAAACAAAACAGAACAACCAAAGCUCCUAAACUUCUGGGCUUAUUGUAGAGUGUACUAUCUAAGAACAAUAUGCUGUUAAAGCAGGUAACUCUAUGGGCCUCAGAAGGGGCUCAGUAGUAGCCUUUAGGAGAAUUGUAAAUGGAGAUAAAGUCUAUAAGUUGAGAAAAAUAUAUUUAUGGCUUUAUGUAUUUAAAUGGUUUGGAAAGUAAAUUUGAUUUUGCUAUGUAUGUACUUUCAGAAAAACUUAUUUUGAAAUGGAUUUCUUUCAAUAUUUAAUCAUACAUGAAAGGAAGCAAGUACUAAUAGUUGGGCAACAAAUCAUUUAUUCCUUCAGAUAUCUUGUCUGAAAUUCUGGGCGUUAAAGACAACAAGUGUCCCAGUAAGUUGAACACAACCUCCAGUAGACUUUUAAGCUCAGUCUGCUUGGAUAUAAGGUCCCAAGCACCUUGAAACUUGUAGACAUUCCAGUGGAGAGGCGGUUUGGAAUAUCGAUAUUGACCACAUACCCAUCAUUUGUGUCCACCAUCACUAACCUAUGAUAUACACACUUCCAUCUUCUACACCACAUAUGCAGAUGCACACACACACACACACACACACACACACACAGAUUAAAAGCUGGGGAGAAAAUAGAAAGGGUGAUGUGACAGAGAAUCAAGGGGGUAUAGUAAUGAGUUUGAUUCUGUUUUUGGUGUUUGACCACUGACGGUUUUCAGACUCCAGCCUUCUGCCACCCACUCUGUCUCACAACUGGACAGGCUGGGGCAGGGGGGAGGGUUGCUUUUUGGUUUGUUUUAAACCUACUCAGCAGUAAACCAGGCAUAGCUUGUGGGAGACUUUACCCCAGCCCACACCCUAAUCACAAUAAAAACCAAAGCCACUCACCACUCUCUUCACGCAAGUCAAAUGAACCAGUUUGGUUGCCUGUCUCCUCUCCUCAGAAAGACUCAUUAUGUACCUGGCUGUACCGAAACGAAAGUGACAAGAUCCUGGUGCAGUCAGUCUGCAUACAGAUCAGAGGGCAAAUUCUGCAAAAGCUAGGGAUGUGGUACGAAGCAGCAGAGGUAAUAUGGGCCUCAAUCAUAGGGUAUUUGACCCUUCCUCAGCCAGAUAGAAAGGGUAUUUCCACAUCACUAGGUAUACUGGCAGACAUCUUCGUUUCCAUGAGCAAAAAUGAUUAUGAGAAGUUUAAAAACAAUCCACAAAUUAACUUGGGUUUGCUGAAGGAGUUUGACCACCAUUUGCUGUCAGCUGCAGAAGCCUGCAAACUGGCAGCUGCCUUCAGUCCCUACACACCCCUCUUCGUGCUCACGGCUGUGAAUAUCCGUGGCACGUGCUUGUUGUCCUAUACUAGCUCUAAUGACUGUCCUGUGGAAAUGAAAAAUUCAUAUCUGUGUGAAGCCAAAGAGGCCUUUGAAAUUGGCCUCCUCACCAAGAGAUAUGAUGAACCAGUUAGUGGAAAACAAGAGCUUCACAGUCUUCUCAAAGCUGCUUUUGGCCUCACCACCGUGCACCAAAGACUGUAUGGGGAGACAGAGGUGGUCCGUACAGCAAGUCAGCUCUGUCAUGAAGCUAUGGGAAAGCUGUACAGUUUCAGUACUUCCUCUGAAAGUCAGGAGAGAGAAACUCUCUCUCAGGAGAUCAUGUCAGUUAUCACCCAGGUAAAGGAUCAUUUACAAAUUCAAAGCUUCUCAAACUUAGAUGACAAGUCUUAUGUUCCAGAGAGUUUCAAGCACGGGUUGGAUAAACCCAUCUUGCAUGGGCAAGUAGAUUUCCAAAAAAUCCUUGAAACCUAUUCACAGCACCACACUUCAGUGUGCGAAGUUUUUGAAGGCUCUUGUGGAAACAACAAAGAUAAACAGAAAGAUAUGAAAACGGGAGUCUGUAUCACUGCUCUAGAAACAGAGACAAAAAACAUAGAUACUGUGUGUACUACUGAAGACAAACCACAUUUUCAAAAAAGCACGGUAAUAUCUUCCUCCCACAAGGCUAAGAAUGGUCAGGAGAAACUCAGGAGGAUAGCAAGGAAAAACUGGACCCGUUCUGAUGCCUUUCGAGUCUCCUUGGAUCAAGAUGGGGGAACUGAGGUUGAGUCAUCAGAUCACAGCCAUGGUGAAGGAGCUGUUUUGAACAAGUCUCUGAGUGACAGCCAGUGCUCCAGUUCUUGGAGCGAAUUAUCGGUGGUUAGCUCUUCUACCAGCUGGGAGGAAGUGAAUUAUGUGGACGAUAGGUCAACCAGAAAAGAGCCUUGCAAAGAAGUGCACCUUGUGGAUACUGAGUGUUCCGCUGCCCCAUCUGAAGACAUCAAUGAGGAAACCAGACCUGUACAUCCACUAUCUUCAGAGCUUCACGGUCUCACUCUCCAAGUGUCCAAGGAUGACAAUUUAGAGUCUUUGCAAAGUCAACUACACAGCCACGUGCCCUUGAAAACCUCCCAUCCUCAUAACACAACAGGCAUGUUCUCAGUGUCUGGGGCGGGGCUGUUAGACGGAGUUCCAGAAGAUGUGCAGAAAGCCAGAAAUAGGGGAUCCAGAAAUACUUCUGCUCAUUCCAGACCCUCGUUUGGUUCUGCUUCUUUGUCCUCUUUUGAUGCUGGUUGGCCCAAGAACACAGCCACAUUCCCUUUGGUCCAAGAAGAAGAAACCUUUGAACUAAUUGAUGAAUUUCCAGAAAUCAACUGUGAUGCCAAAGACAGGCAUGGAGAGGAAAUCAAAAGAGGCACAGGCCUUACAUUUAAAGAAAGUUCCGCCUGGGUUGACCCGGAAGGAGAAACAGCAGAAAAAGAAGAGGAUAUGCCCUUAGACUCUGACAUAGUCAUGGAGGAUUCCCUGGGCCAACGUUCCAGGACAGCACGUAGCUUUUCCACUCUUCAUUGGCCUGUUCAAAAUCCUGACUCAGGAAAGAGCAGUGGCUCAGUCAAAGAGCAGGGCAUCGACCCUGAUGCCUCCACAGUGGAUGAGGAGGGCCAAUGGCUCGACAGCACAGAUGUUCACCCCACAAGCAGACGUGGCUCUUACAGCCUAUGUGCUCUGAGACAGUCGCGUGGUCAAUGGCCUGAAACCCCCAACUCCUCUGUAAGCAGUAACAUUCCCUCCUCUGAUUUUAGCAAGGACUGCACUACCACGGAGGAGGGAAACAAACUAGGAAACAUGCUAAACUGCAGCCAGAACUCCACCUCAUCCUCGGCAGGGUGGUUGAAAUCACCAGCAUUUUCCUGCGGUUCUUCUGAGGGGGAAAACCCGCAGUCCUUUCUGAAUUCCAGUGGAAGUUCUUUUGUUUCAUUGCCGGGAAUGACAAGGCAAGAGAUCCUAGAGGCUCGAACCCUGCUCCCCGAUGACUUUGAAAAACUUUUGGCAGGGGUGAGACAUGAUUGGCUCCUACAGAGACUGGAGAAUACAGGAGUUUUUAAGCCCAAUCAACUGCACCAAGCAUACAAUGCUCUUUUAUUAAAAUAUUCUAAAAAAUCAGAAUUAUGGACAGCCCAGGAAACUGUUGUGUAUUUGGGGAACUACCUGAAUGUGAAGAAGAAAGGCAGACAAAGAAAUGCUUUCUGGGUUCAUCAUCUUCAUCAAGAAGAAACUCUGGGGAGAUAUGUUGGGAAAGAAUAUAAGGAGCAGAAGGGGCUCUGGCACCACUUCGCUGAUGUGGAACGGCAAAUGACUGCACAGCACUACGUGACAGAAUUUAACAAGAGGCUUUAUGAACAAAAGAUCCCAACACAGAUAUUCUAUAUCCCAUCCACAGUAUUACUGAUUUUGGAAGGCAAGACAAUAAAGGGAUGUAUAAGUGUGGAACCUUAUAUCCUGGGAGAAUUUGUAAAAUUAUCAAAUAAUGCGAAAGUGGUUAAAACAGAAUACAAAGCUACAGAAUAUGGCUUGGCAUACGGCCAUUUUUCCUAUGAGUUUUCUAAUCAUAGAGAUGUUGUGGUCGAUUUACAAGGUUGGGUGACUAGUAAUGGAAAAGGGCUUAUCUAUCUGACAGAUCCCCAGAUUCACUCUCUUGAUCAGAAUGAUGUCACUACCAAUUUUGGAAAGAAGGGAAUUUUUUACUUCUUUAAUCACCAGCAUUUGAAAUGUAAUGAAAUAUGCCAUCGUCUUUCUUUGACAAGACCUUCAGCUGAGAAACCAAAUAAGUCAUAGACUAUCUGGCGUAGUAAUGGGAUGGGCUUGGUGCCACUCACGGGAGCUGGGUCUUCCUCUUCCCCCAGUCACACACAGUAUCGUGAAGCCUGGUCCCCUCAGACUUAGGCAGGGCUGUGGGACUACUUCUGGCCAAUGACUUGUGAGAGGAAUUAGUGACUAUCCAUUUCAGGCCCAUAUUUAAUUGCCAGUGUGACUUGCUAUGGAGUUACUUCUGCCACAAUUACCAAGAAUAUGUCAGGAGACAGCUGCUUAUCGGCAUAAGUCCUACAAUGAGGGCAACACGGAAAAAGCCCCCAAGUGACCCAUCAUGGACACAAAACAGAUGAGAAAUAAACUUUUGUGUUUAAGCCAUUGA
Molecule: messenger RNA, 4615 nt
Organism: Neofelis nebulosa (Clouded leopard)
Lineage: Eukaryota; Metazoa; Chordata; Mammalia; Carnivora; Felidae
Gene: ALPK1
Product: alpha kinase 1
Exons: 10
Coding region: 1162-4257 (1031 amino acids)
Biological process (GO): protein phosphorylation
Molecular function (GO): ATP binding; protein serine/threonine kinase activity
Source: RefSeq, a predicted model, not a curated record